Biomphalaria glabrata is the source of this 4297-nucleotide messenger RNA. RefSeq names its product lebercilin-like. The transcript has 9 exons. Lineage: Eukaryota; Metazoa; Mollusca; Gastropoda; Planorbidae. Gene Ontology annotation, cellular component: axoneme. Gene Ontology annotation, biological process: intraciliary transport. Bases 256 to 2607 code for a protein of 783 amino acids. The record is from RefSeq and is a predicted model, not a curated record.
UUUUGAUCUAGUUCUAAUGCUUCAUGACUUAACACCGGUAUUUUGUUUGUAAUUAUCGACAUGAAAGUUCAAGGAAUUCCGUGGUAUUAGGCUUUCGUUAAAGAGACUACAAUCCAUGUAGAUCUAUGUGUCAGUGUCACUUGAAUUAAAAAAAAAAUGCCUAGCUAAAAGUAAAAACUUGCCGCAUGUGUUGAUUUCUUUGACAAAGUCACACCCUAAGGAUUACACUCAAAAACACAAAUAUAGACAUUAAAAAUGAGUGAAAGUCGAGCAUAUUCUGACAAAGAUGAUAAACCUGAUGACAAAUAUAGUGAUGACUUUGCUAGUGAUGAAGACCAAAGAACACCUACUCCUGACAAAAGUUCAAAAAACCAAAGAAGUUCACAUCAUCAGUACUACCAAGAUCGCUUUCGUGGGAAGGGAAGAGGUGCCGGUGCAGGCAGAUCCAGAGGACGUCUGGCAAAGAGAGGCAGAGGCAACAGCAGAAACAGUGAGCCAAUCGACAUGAAGAAAAGCCAUGACACCAUCACUGCCAGAGUUUUAUCAGCCAGUCGAAAUAAGAUUAAUGAACUCAGGAACAAGGUUGAAGAACUACAUAUACAGAUUAAAGAUUUAGAACAAGAAAACAGACUUUAUAAAAAACUACAGUUUCGACAAGAGAAAGCCAUUAGAGUUAUUGAAGAGAAAGAAAAUGAUUUACCGAGCAUAUUGGAAAAACAUAACAAUGAAGUCAGGUCAUUGAGAGAGCAAAACCGUAAGAUGAAAGAGAAAUAUGACAAAACUGACCGGUACCUGAGAGAUGCUGAAGAUGAGCUGGAGAGAGUGAAGAAGAAAAUGAACAAAUAUAAAGAAAUGUGUGAGCAGAAGGAGCUGAAGGAGAGAGAGGAUCUCACCAAAAAAUUAACCAAAACUGAGAUAGAGCUAGAAGAAAAAUCUUUAAAAGUGAAGGACUUGGAGACUUACUUAGAGGCUCUGAAAAAUAAUCACCGCCAUGAACUUGGGAUUGAGGUAGCAAGACAGAAAGAAUUAAAAAAACAAUUGAAGGAGCUUACAGAAAAAAACACACAGUUAGAAAAUCAAUUGAAGGAGAAGGAGAAAGCUCUAGAAUAUCACAACAUUUACAGCCGCCCUCGGUCGACACAGGACAACACACCAGAAGAUUCUCCUGUCCACAAAGCCAAAAAGAAAACCAAGUCAUUAACAGAAUUAACUCCUAGGGACAAAGCCAGAUUUUAUGCUGAAAAGAAAAGAGCUGAACUUCAGAGAAAGAAAGAUCAAAAAGCAGAACAGGAGAAAAAGAAAAGAAAACAGUGGGAAGAAGAAGAGAAAGAGAGGAAUGAACACAACGCUUCUCCUCCUGAAAUUUCAUUUCAUUCAAUCAAGCAAAAGGAGGAGGAGGAUUUUUUCACAGAGCAAAAAGAUGAUGAAAAGUUAUGGAGAGACAGAGAGAACAGAGAGAAACAAGCCAAGGAGGAAAUAGAAAAGAAACGAAGAGAUUUGGAGAAGAGGCGCAAUGAUGAAACAAAGUCCAGGAAGGAAAAGGAAGAAAAAGAACAUGCGGAGAGAGAAGAAAGAGAAAGAAAAGAAAGGUUAGCAAAAGAAGAAAAGGAAAGGAGAGCAAAGCAGGAGCAAGAGAUUAAAGAACAAGAGGAAAGGGAAAGGAAAGAGAGAGCAGAACAGGAAAAGGAAAGAAAAGAGCGAGAAAGGAGAGAAAAAGAAAAAGCAGAAUUGGAAAAGAAAGCUCAACUGGAAAAAGAAAGAUUAGAGAAUGAUCCAAUUUUUCUGGAAGAGAGAAGAAAAAAAGAUGAACUUCUCAAAAAACUAAAUGCCUUAGAUGAUAAUGACCCAGUCCAUACAGUUUCAUCAAGCAAAAAAACAAAAGAUAACACACAUUCCAUUUUUGGUGAUGGACAAGAAAGUCCAUCCAGGAGAUCUGACACCAAAGAAUACUCAUUCUCCAAGCCAGUUAAUAAUUUGCACCAAGGGAAACCUGCCUAUGAAGAUGUGUCUGUACCUUAUUUGGAGCGACAGAGACAGAAACGCAGACCAUCAGAGGAUGAUACAGGAGGCUACCAACCAUCCUUUGGUCCCCCUAAGUUACCCAGUGGGUCAAAGAUGAACAGCAAGCCUCUGAGUCUUUUUGAUGAUGAUGACGAACCAGCUUUAAAACUGAAUAACACUUCCACAACCAACACAACGAAAACUGACAAGAAGUCAACUGAUUUGUUAGAAAAUUUAUUUGGUCCUCAGGCAGCAAGUUCUAAAAAACCACACAGUAAACCUGCCGAUGAAAAAGACACAUUUUUCCUAACUGAUCACUCGCCAUCCCCUGUAAAAAAACAAGGAAGUGCUGCAUCAAAUUCUGUCACUACAUUCCCAUGGGAUACAACUUCCAGUAAUACCACCACAAAAAAACUGAACCUUGAGCCUGAAAAGAAAACAACAUUGUUUGGAGGUGGUGCAGCCAUCAUUGAAGAUGAUUUUACAUCAAAUAAUAAAGUUUUGCCACGCAGACAGCGCCAGCCUAAUCUCAACACCUUCUCCAGCAAGCCUUCUGUAACUGCUGUGAGCAGUUUUGAUGAUGAGAUUGAAGAAGUUGUUUUAUGAGAAAAAAAGAUGUUGUUGACAGAAAUGAUUAGCCAUUCAAAAAAAAUUGUGAUAAUUGUUAAUAGUCGAGAAUCAACAUUUUUCCUCUUUUAUCUAUUUCUUUUAUUUGCUUCCAAAGAAUCAGGUUUUAUAAUGUUGUGUAUGUCUGUUUUUAAAAUUAUAUCUGAAUUAAUGACUCACUGUCAAAAGUCAUCCUUCAAUGUACAGUGGAGGGAGCUCGAAGAAAGAGUCGUACAAAGAAAAGCUGGCUGGACAAGAUAAAAGAACAGACCGGCUUAAACAUCUGCUGACCAGGAAAAGUGGACAAAUCUGGUUAUGUGAACUGUCACAGUGCCCCUAUGACAAAAGCCAAGGGACAGAUGGUGAUGAUGAUUUAAUAUGCUAGUGAAAUGUAUUUUAAUGCAACUCUGGUUUGCAAAGCUACCAUCAACACAAAAUUAUAAUCUGUUAUAACUUUCACAUCACUUUUUCUUCAAUAAACUGUGAUUGAAAGCCACAUACCGGAAACCUACAUGAUCUAAUUGCACCUGUGAUACUUUGGCAUGUCUCUAUACUCUUAAUAGAGUAUUUAAGCAAAACUGUCUAAGUCGGCUACUGCUAACUUCAACAGGAUAUUGAAAAAUGUUUUUACAAUGUCAACUCUUUUUAGACUGGGAUAUUUAUAAAAUAGAACAGAUAUUUCCACCUCUUCUACCAAUUUCCAAUCCAUUAACAAUAUGAUGUGUGAUGGUUAAUUAUAUACUACUGUGAAAAUGGACCUGGACAUUUGGACAUAUUAGGACUGGUAUUAAUUAUUUGUCAAAGACAGGUGAUAGUUGUGCUAUUCUUAACAAUGACAGUUAAAUUCAAAGUAGACUACUACUAGCAUGUCAGUUUUAAUCAAUUCUCUUGUUGAGUAUGACAGUCUGAAUCUCAGUGACUUAAUUGUGUAAGUGGGUCAAAAGUAUGAUGGGUUUUCUUGUUAUACAAGUUUGUUUUUUAUAUGAAUGUAUAAAUUAUCCCAAUUUAUGCUACAGCCUACAUGUUAUGAAAUUACUUCAUUAUUUUGUGUGUAAAGCUGUUACUAUUGAAAAACUAGAAGCAAAGUUUUUAUAAAUGAUAAAAAAGGUUAAUUUUUCUGCAUUACAUACCCUGACAGAUAAUAUGGAACCAAACUUGGCAUCUGCUUGUCACUAGGAUAAAUAUUUUAUUAAACAAAGAAUUGUUGAGCUUCAAUUAAAAUUUUUACUUUUCUAUAUUUUGAUGGCUGCCUGGUCAUGUGUUAUGCACUCUAGACUGUCGUCUCAGUGGUCCUGGGUUCAUCCUGCUGGAUGUUUGGGCUAGGAUGAAAUACUCUUCAGGUCUGAAGGAGCCUCUGAAACGUGUAGAACAAUAUGGAGUUUCCUUAGCUGAAAUUUCGUACCAUUAUAUUAAAGGGUAAAAGCAUUUCAUAUUAAAGAUUAUAUUGAAAAGCUUUACAAUUAAUCAAAUGUAAUAAUUAUCACAUAUUUAUUUUUUAUACUCAUUUUAAAAUUAUUUAAUGUUAACUUAUUGGUUAACACAUUGUCCAGUUUUGUGAUCAGUUGUUGAUAGCUUUAUACAUUGUAUAUUUAGUUCUCUUGUUUAUUUUGUAUCACGUUAAUAUUGGUACAGUUUCAUUGAAAGGUCAAUCUCAUUUUUGCAUAUCACAAAUAAAUAAUUUCAUUCAAAA